CAAAUCACACCACCCAAAAACAGCUGCCCCUCGACGCGGCGCGGGCGGUCGCCACCGGCCAUGGCGCGGCGUGACGGCCGCAGUGCCAACCAGCUGCGUCCACCGCAGGUGGAGCUGCGCCCCCUGCAGCGCGCCGACGGCUCGGCGCGGUUCCGCUUCGGAGACUGCACGGUCCUGGCCGCCGUCUAUGGCCCCAAGGAGCCGCGCACGCGGCACCGGGAGCUCUGCGACCGCUGCACGCUGGACGUGGUGGUGCGGCCGCGGGUGGGGAUUCCAGGGCCUCAAGAACGGCAGAUGGAAGCGUUGCUGGCACGACAGCUGGAAUAUGUGGUGCUGGCCACGGAAUACCCUCGCACACAGAUCUCAGUCAUCGUGCAAAUGAGCUGCUGCGACGGCUCCACCGCGGCCGUGGCGGGCAACGCGGCGCAUUUGGCGCUGCUGGACGCAGGCGUGGCGAUGAAGGCGACCGCGAUGUGUGUGGCACUGGGAGUGAAGUUGAGCCCAGAGCCGGUGAUUUGGUUGGACCCCACGGAGCUGGAGGAAGCUCAGUGUGACGCCUUGAUCUCGCUGUCCAUGGAUGGCAGCCGCCGCCGACAAGUCCUGCAAGGCGUGUCUCGACACGGCGUUUUCCCGCGUGUCUCGAGACGCGGGAACGGCGCGUCGGCGGCACUGUGGGACAGUGGACAGGUCCUGGAAGCCUUUAUGCGUAUGAGCCUUCAGAAACGCUUGGAGGGCUUCUUAAAGCCCAACGCGUAACGACGGAGCCCGCGAGAUCCGAACCCGGUCCAAAACGGAGAGCGGCUCUGCGGCGGCAGGAGCGACCGCAGGGAGCGGCGGGGUGCGCAGCACCGGUGCGGAGGAAUCGAUGAAGUGAGUGAGGGAAACCACCUGGGACGGGUCUUCGGAUGUUUGGGACGGGUCAU
Durusdinium trenchii is the source of this 923-nucleotide messenger RNA. The record is from the annotation of a GenBank genome assembly. NCBI's taxonomy places the organism in Eukaryota, Dinophyceae, Suessiales, Symbiodiniaceae.